This is a messenger RNA of Triticum dicoccoides, 902 nucleotides long. RefSeq lists its product as uncharacterized. The transcript is spliced from 2 exons. The coding region runs from base 103 to 675 and encodes 190 amino acids. The record is from RefSeq and is a predicted model, not a curated record. Lineage: Eukaryota; Viridiplantae; Streptophyta; Magnoliopsida; Poales; Poaceae.
UUCUCUCGGCUGAAAACCCCUCCCAGAUCUGCCUCCAACCCAGCCCACCUCGCCGCCGCUCUCAGAUCUGCCUCCACCGCCUCCCUUCAGUCCAGGGGAGACAUGAUGGCGGCCUUCCCGUUGCUCCUGCUCGUCCUCGUGGUGGCCGCGCCGUCCCCGCUCCUCCGCCCCGACGCCGACUCAGACAACGACAACGGAUCCGCUGCGUCCUCCGCCCCCGCGAGCUCCCACCCCUCCUCCGCGCACUCGCCGGCGCCGUCGUCGGCCCUGCGCUCCGCCGCCACUCCAUCCCCCGCCGACAAGGAAGGCGAUUACAACAAGAAGAAGAAGGAGAAGGCCCCGCCGGCGAUGGAGGUGAAGGCCGGAAGUGGCAGCGCGGAGGAGCAGCCGCAGAAGGCGGCGGACGUGGCCAAGAGGCGCGAGGAGAUGAACGGCGGGACGAAGGUGGACAUGUUCCAUUUUUCUUCCUCUCACCACUACAAGAUGCUUUGCUUUGCUGCUCCCGGUGAUGCUACGCCAUGUUUCUCGAAAAUAAAACGCCAUGCGUCCGUCCGUGUAGAGGCUUUGCUACUCCCGGUGAUGCUACAACAAUUUUUAUCAUCGUCUCUUGGAAUUCAUGUACUGCUUCCGUUUUUCUUCCUUUUACCACUACAAGAAACAGGUGUACCGCCAUGAAUGCUGUGUGUUCCUAAAGGAUGGACAAUAAGAGGUUCAUUGUAUUGCAGCCAAAAUUUGUAAAGCUCAUAGAGUAGUUGUCAACAUUUGGCAAUUUUCACUAGUUUUUUAUUACACCAGUUGCCAAAUAUUAAUUAGAGCCCAACAAAUCGGCUGCCUGUUUAUUAGGUGAUCUGGACUUAUCCUUUGAACUACCAAGGACACCGAUCUCGUUACAAUUCCUUUUA